Pseudophryne corroboree (corroboree frog) is the source of this 2804-nucleotide messenger RNA. RefSeq names its product scavenger receptor cysteine-rich type 1 protein M130-like. Gene Ontology annotation, cellular component: plasma membrane. Lineage: Eukaryota; Metazoa; Chordata; Amphibia; Anura; Myobatrachidae. The transcript is spliced from 8 exons. Bases 83 to 1339 code for a protein of 418 amino acids. The record is from RefSeq and is a predicted model, not a curated record. Gene Ontology annotation, molecular function: serine-type endopeptidase activity. Gene Ontology annotation, biological process: zymogen activation.
CUCACACGUAUGUUCCUCUCCUAAAUUCCCCUCCUCCUGUACCCAGAAGUCCUGCCCUCCUCCCUACUUAUCCUUCCCUGGUAUGGAGCUGGCACUGCCCCUUUCCUGUUAUUUGCUGUGGUUAUCCCGUUUUGGGCUGAGUGGUGCAUCUGCUCUUCACAGCACAUUAGUGACGUUCCAGAAUGAAUCGGUGGUGGAGAGUUGGGAUUCAUGCGAGGGCAUCGUCUUCCUCAUCAGCAAUCAGUCCAGCAACCUGGUGUGCGACAAUCAGUGGAGCGCGGACUCGCCACUUGCGCACGUGGUGUGCAGAGAAUCAGGCUGUGGGGCACCAAAUAUCACAUGGACGCUGAAGUCUUCUCCACAGGGCUCAUUUGGAGCCAUCCAGGGGGUGCAGUGCACAGGAAACGAGACCAGUGUGAGCGAGUGUGAGAACACGGGCCGAGCCGUGCAGCUCUGUGCCCCUGACAGUAUUGCUGUAGUCUCUUGUAACCAGAACGUCACAGACCCUGCAGAUAACAACCCAUGGAGACUCUCGAUGGGCCGCUCGUCUUGCGAUGGGCACAUAGAGGUGUUAGUGGAGGGCGGUUGGAGUCCUCUGUGUUUCACCAGCAUCCAAGAUAGUGACGCUCCACUGCUCUGCCAACAGAUGGGGUGUAAGCCUCAGAGACCCAUUUUCUCAGCAAUUCAAAAGGGAAAGUCACCUUUGGAACCUGUGAUGUUGCAGUGUCUGGAGAACAGGACCUCUGUCUGGGACUGUGAUCACCAGGUGGCUGAUAUAUGUGUGUCUGGUCUGACAACAUACCUGCAGUGUAACCGCUCCAGAAUGGAGGAAUCGUGGCUCGUGUGGCUCACAAUAUGUGCUGCUGCCCUGAUGAUCGUGGUGUUCUGCUGGGUUCGAGUAGUCAAGUCCUGCAAGGGUUGUACUCAGUGUUUGCACAAGAAUGUACUCUCCCUUUUCUGCAAACAACCCCGCUACCAACGUAAGAUGCAGACACGGAGGAACAUUCACCACAGGGAGGUCCCCAAUCUUAUUGUCCAGGAAAGCCAUAGUCCUCCAUCAUCCCCAGCAAUCCUCCAAGACACAAGUGAAGUGAAUGCAUUGCUGGCUCCUCAUGGGUUCCGCCUGCAUAACACCAUCACCCCUCCUCCCAGCUACAUGCAUGCACUGCGAGUCCUGUCCCGCCCACUGGAGAACACACAGACUCCGCCCCCAAGUUACCUUGAAGCUCUUAAGAUUCUUUCCCGCCCAGUAUUGGUCCACGUUAAUGCAACAGAGUACAAUGAUGAGAAGGAAGAUCUGGGCGUUCUCACACACAAGGAGAAGGAAGAGGAUUCUUAGUGUCGCUCAGGAGAACUGAUUUUAUUCUAUGCAAAAACUGUAUUUAUAAAUGUGAACUGGCUCUUUCAGCGACAUAUUAGCACCAAAUACCUCAGACCCUUCUCAUCUUGUUACCCCACAUGUCCUCUACCCAUAAUUUUCAUUUAAUUUAAACUGAACAUUAAGUUGGCUUGUAUAAAAUCUUACAGAAUUCAGAAAUGUAUAUGGAAAAGUUUCAGACUCAUCAGAAUUGAAGAUAUUUGAGAUUAGAGGAAGAUGUUUUUCCUAUGCACACCAGACAUAGUGCCAAUAAGCUUAAUGAAGGUCACUGGCGAGACAUUUUUCAGGCCAAGCUACAGUAGCUGAUGACAAACCAAGCUUGCAGCGCAGAAGCCUGUGAGGAUUUCAUACAGCUUAAUGCCUGCCAUGAUAUGAAAACUGUUACUUAUGCUUAUAUGAAUGUUUUAUUUCAUAAUGGUUCAUUUUUUAUUAUAGGUUUAUAUACCCACUUAAGACACUCUAACCUCAAGUAAGUUACUGGGGAUGUUUUUUUUUGCUUUAUGUAAGCUUAUUUCUGCACAAGUUAAGGACAGUCUUGAGUUAGGUCUGCACCAUUUUUAUUGUUGUCAGCCAUGUUUCUGACUGGAUGCUGGACUUUCUCCCAGUGACAUCAUACCUCACUCUGAUGAUGUCAUACCUGCAGACUAGGUCAUACUCUACAUGAAAUAGCAGUACACUGGAAUAGCAGGAUUAUGUUACAAAAACAAGACAAAUACUGUAUAGCUCUUUCCAUCUCUUAUAAAGAUGACAAAGUCCUAUAAUAACCAUUUCAUUAUACUUUCAUUACUUUAGGGUCUAAGGGGUCUAUUUACUUGGAUUGAGAUAAAGUGGACGGAGCUGGUUGGCUGGUACUUUAUCUCCAUCCAAGGCUUAGUAAAUAUACCCGUAUGUACUAAGCCUCAGAGAGAGAUAAAGUAGAUGGAAAUAAACUACCAACCAACCAGCUCUAAACUGUCAUUUUUCAAACCCAGCCUGUAACGUGACAAUUAGGAGCUGAUUGGUACAUAGACCCCUACAAUACAUGUUGAUAAAACAUAAGGUUAGAGCAUAUUUGCUUCCUAAUUUUUGCUUUAUAACAUAAUACUUGUAACUUUUAUAAUGUUCCCAGUAACUCGUUCUAAUGUUUUCAUCUUCUGUUUACUCCAAUCCAUCUAGGCAACAUGAGAGGGGUAUGAGGAUUGGGGACGGAUAUCAUAUAUUUCUCUUUAGUGAUGGAGAUAUUUUAAGUCCUAAUUAAUAACACUGUAUAAAUAGCACACAUCAGAUAAUUGCUUUCAUUAUUCAAACAUGCACUUGACUGAUCAAAGCCAGUAUCUGAUUGGUUGCAAUAAAUGACAGCUCAUCCACACUAUGUGAUUAAUGAAGUCUUAGUUUAAUAUUUGUUAUCUUUUAUACUGUACUGUACAUAAAACCUAUUUCUAGAUUA